CCACUAGUAGCGGCCUGUUAAUUCGUGUUAUACAAAUGAUAAUGAAAAUAAAUCUACCGGUUGUUAGUUAAGCUUUCUUUAUCUGUAUAUAUCUUCCUUCCCUGAAUCGGUUGGUUGUUUAGUUGACUUCAUUGGAAGCAACAAUCUCUUUCAAUCGCCACUAUAUUCUUUUUAUAUCUAUCUAUAUCUACAUGUGUGUAGUUGUGUUGUGGAAAUCAGAGAGUUGUGUGUGUGUGUGUGUUAUCAGUUGUUGCUGUGUGGAUGGGGUGGUUCAAAGUUAAUGAAAUUAGGGUUUUCUUAUUCUUAGGGCUGUUGUUGUUGUUUCUAUAUUAUCAGCAGCCUGUUUUAGGAUUAAGGCCCUUGAGGCAGAUGACCACAGCUCGGCCCGAUGAGUGGCUCGUUGUGAGGAAAGAUGAGAAUGAAUCGGGUCCGUUUUCUGCAUGGAAUAUAACUGGGACUUACAGAGGGGCAUGGAGGUUCCUUCAGUAUUCAAAUAACUCUAACAGGUUUUCAGAUUUUAUGAAAUCAAGUGGGAAUUCUGUUUUGGAGUUGAUAACUAGGCCAACUAAAAUAAAUGGUGUACAUUAUGUUGAGGGUGUAAUGAUAUUUCAUGAUGUGUUUGAUAAUGAACCUCAAGUUGGCCGUGUCCAAAUUAGAGUAGAAGGUGUCUACAUAUGGCCAUUCAGACAACUUCGAAUGGUAGCUAACAGUGGAAGAGAGGGAGAGUUUGGUCAAGACGAGGAUUAUAUACUAUCCAACCCAUACCACCUGCUUGGAGUUUUCUCAUCACAAGUCUUCCAGGAGUCUUCACGGGAUAAGAUCUGGAAGAGUAAACAACUCCCAAUCAGUGACAUGGAUAAACACUGUAAUGUUGAGAUCUCUGCUCAAAUUUCUCGUGUCUCGUCUACCCAAAAUGAUGGAGAGCAUGAUCGUUAUUACAUGGAAGGCCUAAUGGAAAGCCCUUCGGCUGAUGAUGAUGGAGAUUGCUUCUCACCCAUGCUUAUGAAUGCUACUUCAGUCGACAUAGAGGUUUACUACAACAAAGCAGUUAAUUACACAUUAAUGGUCACCUUUAUAUCGUUCCUCCAGGUUCUUCUUCUAAUUCGACAGAUGGAGCAUAGUAACACACAAUCUGGGGCUGCAAAAGUUUCAAUUGUAAUGAUUGGACAACAGGCUAUCAUGGAUGCCUAUCUUUGCCUUUUACAUUUGACUGCAGGGAUAUUAGUUGAGUCACUGUUCAAUGCGUUCGCAACUGCUGCUUUUUUUAAGUUUGUUGUAUUCUCAAUCUUUGAGAUGAGAUAUCUUCUUGCUAUAUGGAAGGCAAGUCGGUCUAUGAAUACUGGAGAAAGCUGGGAAGCUAUGAGACGUGAACUUUCAGUUCUUUACAGUAGAUUUUAUGGAAUCCUUUUAGGUGGUAUACUGAUCAUGUAUGAGUUCCACAAAUAUCUGCACCCUAUACUUCUAAUUUUGCACUCGUUUUGGAUUCCACAAAUUAUCACCAACAUUGUUCGUGAUUCAAGAAAACCGUUGCACCCUCAUUAUAUAGUGGGAAUGUCCCUGACUCGGCUUGCAAUUCCUGUUUAUGUGUUUGGAUGUCCUCACAACUUCAUGCGGAUCGAACCUGAUGAGAGGUGGUGUAUUAGCUUGGGUGUCCUUGUUGGUUUCCAGGCUGCAGUUCUCCUCUUACAACACUAUCUUGGAUCCCGAUGCUUUAUUCCUCGCCAGAUUUUGCCUGAAAAAUAUUGUUAUUUUAGAAGGGUUAAUCAGGACUCUAUUAAUGCUAGUGAUUGUGUCAUUUGCAUGACUGCAAUUGAUCUUACUCAGCGUCCAAAUGAUUGCAUGGUUACUCCAUGUGAACAUUUUUUCCACUCUGGCUGUUUACAAAGAUGGAUGGAUAUAAAGAUGGAGUGCCCUACUUGCCGACGUUCACUCCCACCAGCUUAAAAGUUGAUUAUAAGGAGAUGAACCAAUUACUCGACCAAGCUGAACAUUUGGAUAUCAUGAUUGGUCAUAUAACUUGACAUUUAGCCUCACUACAUCUCGAUACACCAAAGUUGACUGACAGUGAGCAUCCGGCAGGCUGCAUAAAUGUAUAUUCUACAAUUUGUAAGUCAUUAUAAACGUGUUUUUACUGACCCCAAGUUUAUUGCAUCUACCAAUGACAAUUGAUGCUUUCUUCGAAAUGAUCAUCACAUCAGAUCAUCCAAAUUUGACAUGUGAAACCACAUCUUGAGCUACUAAUUGUACAUUUGUUAAGGUGUAUAUAUAAUUGUAAUUGUAGUAUGCAUUGGCUGAUCCUAAAGAAAUUACUUGACAAUAUCCUUAUUUUCUUAAUGGUAUAUCCGAUAUCCUUCGAGUA
Messenger RNA from Erigeron canadensis, 2359 nucleotides. Its product is annotated as transmembrane E3 ubiquitin-protein ligase FLY1-like. The record is from RefSeq and is a predicted model, not a curated record. Lineage: Eukaryota; Viridiplantae; Streptophyta; Magnoliopsida; Asterales; Asteraceae. Gene Ontology annotation, molecular function: zinc ion binding. The transcript is spliced from 15 exons. The coding region runs from base 262 to 1944 and encodes 560 amino acids.